AUGCGUCCCCCAACCUUUGCAGCAUUCCUCCUCGCGACGGCCCUGCCCGCCAUCUCCAGGAGCCUCCGCGGCGCCAGCUCCUACGGCCUAGCAGCCCGCGAGGCCGACCUCUACGACGAGAUCUUGGCGAUAAUCAAGCGCGAAGACGCAGGCGGCGCCGCCGCUCCGGUUGCCAGCGACGGCGGCGGCGGCGGCGGCGGCGAGGGUGGACAGCAGCAAGCGCCGCCUGCGCCAGCCAAGGAUGGAGCAGACGGAGCAGCUCCCCCACCACCGGCCAAGGAUGGUGCUGCACCGCCGCCGCCGCCCGCAAAGGAUGGUGGCGACGCGGCGCCUCCCCCGCCUCCGCCUCCCCCCGAGGGCAAGGCCAAGGGCAAGGACGAUGGAAAGGGCAAGAAGGGCAAAGGUGGAGACGAGGCCGAAGGCAAAGGCAAGAAGGCAAAAGGUGGUGACGAUGCCCAGGGCAAAGGCAAGAAGGGCAAGGGCGGUGAUGAGGCCAAGAGCAAAGGCGGCGACGAUGCCGAGGGCAAAGGAAAGAAGGCCAAGGGCGGAGACGACGGCGAGGGCAAGGGCAAAAAGGCCAAAGGCGGAGACGACGGCGGAGGCAAAGGAAAGAAGGCCAAGGGCGGAGACGAUGGCGGAGGCAAAGGAAAGAAGGCCAAGGGAGGUGACGAUGCCCAAGGCAAGGGCAAGAAAGGCAAAGGGGGAGAGGCCGGUGGUGAGGCUGGCGGGGAGGGCGGGUCCAAGGGCGACGGCGCAGCCAAGGGUGAGGCACCCGCGGCAGCCCACCGCCGCCGCAGGCUCACGCCGCGCAUGACCAAGUUCCCGGGCGAGAAGAAGCGCUGUGCGAGAAAGGUCAACCGCGACUGA
This is a messenger RNA of Pyricularia oryzae 70-15, 867 nucleotides long. RefSeq lists its product as uncharacterized. The transcript has a single exon. NCBI's taxonomy places the organism in Eukaryota, Fungi, Ascomycota, Sordariomycetes, Magnaporthales, Pyriculariaceae. Bases 1 to 867 code for a protein of 288 amino acids. The record is from RefSeq and is a predicted model, not a curated record.